AUGCCCUCCCAUCCCAUCCCGACCACCUGUUACCGAACUCUUUUAGCGCCAUUAAUAGUCGGUGAGCCGUGCGAAGUGGUAAUAGUGGGGGAAGUGAUUGAGGGCCCGAACACAACACAAGAGUUUGACUGUUGGCUUAAAGCUAUGCAUGAGUUUCGACAAAGUGAACGGACCAGGAUCAAUUACACCGAUGCUAAUUACAAACUGGCUGAGUUACAGUGGGCACAGAGCAAUGUACUACAGCCGCAAAUGAUGGUUCACGACCGAGACUUUUACGAUUACACUACACAUGAAUAUACUGUCGAUAAAUACGUGAAUCGUCUGAAACAACGAUACGGUGGCAUAGAUUCGGUGUUGAUUUGGCCGAAUUACCCCAAUAUAGGGAUUGACAACCGGAAUAUGGAUGAUAUGAUCAGAGAUAUGCCCCAUGGAAUCGAUGGACUUAAGAAAAUGGUUUCCGACUUUCACCAGCAUAAUAUUAAAGUCCUAUUCCCGUUACAACCAUGGGACAUUGGCACACGCAAUCCCGGUGCCGACUGGUCAGUCGUCGUGCCCAAGACAAUGGCCGAAAUAGGUGCUGACGGUCUUAAUGGCGAUACAAUGCUUUCCGUCAAUAAGGAGUACUUCGAUAAUUCCGUUCGAGAUCUAAGACCACUUGUGUUGGAACCGGAAUGGGGUUUGAUUGACGAGGGGAUAGUAGCUCUGAGUUGGAAUGUCAUGUCGUGGGGCUAUAAAGACUAUUGGGACGUCAAAUCUGCGCGGCCAGUGGUCAGCAGAAAUAAAUGGAUUGAGACGCGUCACCAGGUUCAUAUAAGCGACCGAUGGUCGAAAUCAAAGAUCAAAUACCUUCAGAUGGCAUUGUUUAAUGGCGUGGGUCUGGAGACGUGGGAAAACGUAUGGGGGAUAUGGAACCAAAUGACUGAUCGGGACUGUCAGGCCACCAAAAUGUCAAUGGCCGGGAACGGCAAAUACAAGCCUGACUUUGUGGACAUUAAUUAA
Messenger RNA from Oppiella nova, 999 nucleotides. NCBI's taxonomy places the organism in Eukaryota, Metazoa, Arthropoda, Arachnida, Sarcoptiformes, Oppiidae. The record is from the annotation of a GenBank genome assembly.